AUGGCCCCCACGCAGGCCCCGCGCGCCGUCAGCCGCGACCCUCCGGACAUCGAGAACAUUCUUCAUUUAAAUCCUAGGACUCCUGCCUUCUGCAAUGUAGUUCCAAGUUUGAAGACUAAGCAAACAAAAUCACAUUGGAAAAGGAAUGCAGAUAAAUCAUGCGAAAGCUGCAAGCAGCUGGAGAACAACUUCGACGACGUGAAGCACACCACCCUGGGCGAGCGCGGCGCGCUGCGGGAGGCUGCGCGCUGCCUCAAGUGCGCCGACGCUCCGUGCCAGAAGUCCUGCCCCACGCAGCUUGAUAUCAAGAGUUUCAUCACCAGCAUCUCCAACAAGAACUACUAUGGUGCUGCUAAGGCCAUUCUAUCUGAUAAUCCGUUGGGACUGACCUGUGGAAUGGUGUGUCCUACAAGUGAUCUUUGCGUCGGCGGUUGCAACUUGCAAGCAGUUGAGGAAGGUCCUAUAAAUAUUGGAGGAUUACAACAAUUUGCCACAGAUGUAUUCAAGCAGAUGAAUAUUCCACAAUCACGCAUUCCUGGCCAGAAAGUGAUGCAUAAUGCCAGCAAAAUUGCUCUGAUAGGUUGCGGUCCAGCGUCUCUGUCGUGUGCAACGUUCCUAGCUCGGCUAGGCUACGACCACAUCACAAUAUUUGAAAGAGAAUCGUACAUUGGAGGUCUGAGCUCAUCUGAAAUACCACAAUAUCGUUUACCUUACGAUGUGGUAGAAUUUGAAGCUCAAUUAGUGCGAGAUUUAGGUGUGAAUAUAAAGACUGGUCAGGAACUGUCCACAAAAGGUCUUACGAUCAAGAGUUUACAGGACCAAGGAUAUGAAGCGAUUUUUGUUGGAAUUGGUCUGCCAGAGCCAAAAGUAAUUCCUGUAUUCUGUGGAUUAACCAAAGAGAUGGGAUUUUAUACAUCUAAAACAUUUCUUCCUGCUGUUACGAAAGGCAGUAAACCAGGCAUGUGUGCUUGUCGCAGCGGCCAGCUGCCCCAACUGCGCGGCACCGUCGUCGUGCUCGGGGCGGGCGACACCGCCUUCGACUGUGCCACGUCCGCGCUGCGCUGCGGAGCGACCAAAGUGGUCGUCGUGUUCAGGCGAGGAUUCCGCAACAUUCGAGCAGUUCCGGAAGAGGUGGAAUUGGCUAAAGAAGAAAAAUGUGAAUUUAUGCCUUUCCUGUCUCCUAAGAAAGUGAUUGUGAAAGCCAACAAAAUAACUGCAAUUCAAUUUUGCCGCAAUGAACAACAAGAUGACGGAACUUGGGUGGAAGAUGAAGAACAAGUGAUUACUCUGAAAGCAAGUUUUAUUAUAUCUGCAUUCGGCUCCGGUUUAUUCGACAAAAACGUAAUAAAUGCUCUAUCUCCUGUAAAGUUCAACAAAUAUGGUUUGCCAGACGUGAAUCCUGAGACAAUGGAGUGUAGUGUACCUGGUGUUUUUUGUGGAGGAGAUGUGGCUGGAGUUUCAGAAACAACUGUUGAGUCAGUCAAUGAUGGAAAAAUAGCGGCAUGGUCAAUUCACAAAUAUAUCCAAGAUUUGGUAACAAAUGUUUCACCCCGGAUUGUAAAAGGUACCACAUCACGUCAUCAUUAUGGACCAGAACAAUCAUCCUUUUUAAACAUUGAGCUGAUAUCCGAAAAGUCAGCUGCUUACUGGUGUCAGAGUGUUAAAGAACUUAAAACUGACUUUCCUGAUAAGAUUGUAAUUGCCAGCAUUAUGUGUGCGUAUGACAAAGAAGACUGGACAACACUCAGCCAAAUGGCUGAAGCCUCUGGUGCAGAUGCCCUGGAACUGAAUCUUUCCUGCCCACAUGGCAUGGGCGAAUCAGGCAUGGGACUGGCAUGUGGACAGAAACCUCAAUUGGUUCGAGAUAUAUCGAAAUGGGUGCGUGCAGCAAUAAAAAUCCCAUUUUUCAUUAAACUCACUCCAAAUAUCACAGAUGUUGUAACUAUAGCCCAGGCAGCAUACGAAGGUGGGGCUUCGGGAGUUUCUGCCAUAAACACUAUAAGCGGUCUCAUGGGUUUAAAAGCUGAUGGAUCUCCAUGGCCAGCUGUUGGUCAAGAAAAGAAAACAACUUACGGUGGAGUUUCUGGUAAUGCAACAAGACCAAUGGCACUACGUGCUGUAUCUGCUAUAUCAAAAUCUCUCCCUGGUUUUCCAAUAAUGGGAAUUGGAGGCGUUGAUUCAGCAGACGUUGGCCUACAGUUUCUUCGGUGUGGAGCUUCUGUGCUACAGGUUGGAAGUGCAAUUCAAAAUCAAGAUUUUACCCUUAUUGAUGACUACACGACAGGUCUCAAGGCUCUGUUGUACCUACAGAGCGUGGGCCUAGAAAAUUGGGAUGGGCAGUCACCCCCUAUUACCAAACAUCAGAAAGGAAAACCAGUGAUCUCCCUCAAGGAUGAUCUUGGCAAGACUCUACCUCAUUUUGGAAAAUACCAGAAUAUCCGAGAAGAGAAAAUUGCUGAAAUAAAGAAAGCUUCUGUUAUGCAUAAUAAUGGAAUAUCUACUGUACGCCCUGUUCAAAUUUCCAAAAAUGUCAUGAAAAUAAAUGAUGUGAUUGGCUCAGCUAUCUCUAGAAUUGGUGCAUACAAAGCUUUAAACAACCAACAACAAGUUGUGGCUCUCAUCGAUGACCAACAAACAAAUGAACAUCUCUCUUUUCUCCAUCUUCAGUGCAAAUCUCAGUCUUCAAAUGCAAAGAGGCAAUUUGUAAAAUCUGAUGAUGUUCUAAAAAAAGUUAUGAUGUAA
Molecule: messenger RNA, 2742 nt
Organism: Gryllus bimaculatus (two-spotted cricket)
Lineage: Eukaryota; Metazoa; Arthropoda; Insecta; Orthoptera; Gryllidae
Source: the annotation of a GenBank genome assembly